CUUGCAGCAUUUUAUUUCGUUCGCAUACCAAUCCGACUCCACCGUUCAACAAAAAACCGCUAACGAGAAAACCAGAAACAUCGUCAUCAGUCAUCACCAUCGUUACUGUGUCAGCUCCACCUCCCCUGACAAAACCCUAAUUUGUCUCUCAGAGCUUGCAGACCCUCUUCCCAACCCUCUCUGACCUUAUUCUUCCUGCAGAGACCACCAUAUCUCUAACGGCGGAUGAACCAACCAGCCAAGCACUCUCCCUCUUCGGCAGAAUGCCUAAGAGCGAUGGAGAUUCAAACUCAAGCUCUAACACUGUUCAACUCGAAAGCCCUCCUCUGCUGAAGAAAUCCCGGAUAAUUUCUGACGAUAACCGAACUGCCCAUGUCUUCCCCAGGUCUCGAUUAUCUGCUGCUCGUCGCGUGUCAACUUCUCCUCCAUUUGCUAAUCGAGGUUCUACUUGUGGGGAUUUGUUGGAAAAGGGUAAUGAAGGAAUUGCUGAUAGGGAUUGGCUGUUCCCAUCGUUCGUCGGUCCCCAUGUUGAUCGGAGUCGAACCAAGGUUAAGGCAGAAAGGUCUUCAAAACAUGAAUUGUCUCUUUUGUCUGAUACCCCCAUUGCGACGAACUCAAGUUCUGGAAGCAUUGAGGCGGCAGAUCAAAUUGAUCAGAUUGUUUCCCCGGCUCUUCCUGUUUCCCAGGAGAAAAAGAAAGCGGAAGAAGAAAUGAAGCAGGGGCCCGUUCUAGUGUCUAAUGCUUCUCCUUCUUGUUCAUCUCAUUCUGCAAUGAUACCAUACUUUUUUAGAACGAUUCCUCAACUCAAAACUUCUUUCUUCUUUCCAAUGAUCACCACUACUUGUAUAUUAUCUGUGUUAUGUGCAGUUUCUCUGCGAGUGAAAGUCGCAGGGUUCCAGGAAGAUAUUAUUAACCUUCGUAAGAUGUGUAACGGAAAGGAUUUAGUUCGUGCUGACAACAACAAAGUUUUGCAGCAGGAAGACCAUAGUUCGUUUUCAUAUUUUGGUAGUGAUAACAAUAGAAGUGUUGCUUUAUACACUGUGGUGGUUAUACUCGUGACACCAUUUUUAUUAUACAAAUCUGUGGACUACUUUCCCCGAAUAAAGACUCUCCAAAAGAAUGCCAAAAAGAGUAAUGAUGAAGAGGUUCCAUUGAAAAAGAGAAUUGCAUAUAGGGUGGAUGUAUUCUUCUCUGUCUAUCCAUAUGCGAAGCUGUUUGCACUUCUUCUUGCAACUGUACUUCUUAUUGGAUUUGGUGGCUUAGCAUUGUAUGCUGUUGGUGAUUGUAACCUUUCUGAGGCUCUUUGGCUUUCAUGGACUUUUGUAGCAGACUCCGGAAAUCAUGCUGACAGAGUUGGGAUUGGGCCAAGGGUUGUGUCUGUGUUCAUAAGCUCAGGAGGCAUGCUAAUCUUUGCAAUGAUGCUUGGCCUUGUUUCUGAUGCAAUUUCAGAGAAGGUUGAUUCACUACGGAAAGGGAAAAGUGAAGUCAUAGAAAGUAACCACAUAUUAAUACUUGGUUGGAGCGACAAAUUGGGCUCGCUUCUAAAGCAGCUAUCAAUUGCAAAUAAGAGCAUUGGUGGUGGGGUAGUUGUGGUGCUUGCAGAAAGAGACAAGGAAGAAAUGGAGAUGGACAUAUCAAAGCUAGAGUUUGACUUUAUGGGGACCUCUGUCAUAUGCAGAAGUGGCAGUCCUCUCAUACUGGCCGACUUAAAGAAAGUUUCAGUUUCAAAGGCACGUGCCAUCAUUGUAUUGGCAUCUGAUGAAAAUGCAGAUCAGAGCGAUGCACGUGCUUUGCGAGUUGUAUUAAGCCUAACUGGAGUGAAGGAGGGUUUGAGGGGUCAUAUUGUUGUAGAAAUGAGUGAUCUUGACAAUGAGCCAUUAGUGAAGCUUGUUGGAGGAGAACUUAUUGAAACAGUUGUUGCACAUGAUGUGAUUGGGCGUCUAAUGAUACAAUGUGCUCUCCAGCCUGGCCUUGCACAGAUAUGGGAGGACAUUCUAGGAUUUGAGAAUGCUGAGUUCUAUAUCAAAAGGUGGCCUCAAUUGUAUGGUGUGAGUUUUGGAGAUAUACUGAUUUCAUUCCCUGAUGCAGUACCAUGUGGAGUUAAGGUUGCUGCAAGUGGUGGGAAGAUUGUAUUAAAUCCAAAUGAUGAUUAUGUCCUAGAAGAAGGUGAUGAGGUCCUUGUUAUAGCAGAGGAUGAUGAUACUUACAGUCCAGGCUCUUUACCUGAGGUACAUAAGGGAGAUUUCCCUGAUCUUUAUAGCCCUUCUAAAUAUCCAGAAAAGAUACUUUUCUGUGGCUGGCGCCGUGACAUUGAUGAUAUGAUUAGGGUAUUAGAGGCAUUCUUAGCUCGAGGUUCAGAAUUAUGGAUGUUUAAUGAGGUCCCAGAAAAAGAAAGAGAGAAGAAGCUUACUGAUGAUGGCCUUGAUCUUUCAGAAUUAAAGAACAUAAAGCUUGUACAUAGGAAAGGAAAUGCUGUCAUCCGUCGACAUUUAGAAAGCCUUCCUCUGGAGACAUUUGAUUCUAUUCUAAUUCUUGCAGAUGAGUCUGUGGAGGACUCCAUUGUUCACUCUGAUUCACGAUCUCUAGCUACCCUUCUUCUAAUCCGUGACAUUCAGUCCAAGCGUCUUCCAUAUAAAGAGGCAAAAUCACCUACUCUUCGGCAUUCUGGAUGUUCCCAUAGUUCUUGGAUUCGGGAAAUGCAACAAGCAUCAGACAAAUCAAUAAUUAUUAGUGAGAUCCUGGAUUCUAGAACAAGAAACCUGGUUUCUGUGUCCAGGAUCAGUGAUUAUGUUCUAUCAAAUGAGCUAGUAAGUAUGGCACUAGCCAUGGUUGCUGAAGACAAGCAAAUUAAUCGGGUUCUUGAGGAACUGUUUGCUGAAAAGGGGAAUGAGAUGUGUAUUAGACCGGCAGAAUUCUAUCUCUAUGACCAGGAGGAGCUAUGUUUUUAUGAUAUAAUGGUACGAGGUCGACAAAGACAGGAAAUUGUGAUUGGCUUUCGCCUUGCAACUGCGGAAUGUGCCAUAAUCAAUCCUGUGAGAAAAGCUGAACCGAGAAAAUGGUCCCUUGAUGAUGUAUUUGUUGUGAUCUCCCAAGGAGAACAAAAGCAAAAUGAUAGUAUCAAUCAUGCAAAAUGUACGAGAACUGUUCCUUCAAUGUGAAGCUGCAUUCCUACACAA
Nelumbo nucifera (sacred lotus) is the source of this 3176-nucleotide messenger RNA. Its product is annotated as ion channel protein. The record is from RefSeq and is a predicted model, not a curated record. Gene Ontology annotation, biological process: potassium ion transport. NCBI's taxonomy places the organism in Eukaryota, Viridiplantae, Streptophyta, Magnoliopsida, Proteales, Nelumbonaceae.